Molecule: messenger RNA, 2868 nt
Organism: Mesorhabditis spiculigera
Lineage: Eukaryota; Metazoa; Nematoda; Chromadorea; Rhabditida; Rhabditidae
Source: the annotation of a GenBank genome assembly
AUGUUGCUGCUGCUCCUUGUUUCCUGCGUCUUUCAGUUUGGCGCCAAAGCGGAUAUCCAGGGCUGGGCCGGCUGGUCCCCGUGGACACCAUGUUCAAGAACGUGCGGCGGCGGGAUGUCACAACAGCUCCGCCGAUGUCUAGACGUCAAAUGCUCCGGGAUUUCCGUUCGGCAACGCGUUUGCAAUUCCAUGGAAUGCGACAAACCCUCUCGAACGGCUCGCGAUACAGUCUGCGGGGGCGAGACGAUACUUUCCAAGCAACAGUGUGAAGUGGUUUGCCGGUCAGCGAGCUCUGGGGCCAAAUUCAUCUGGCGUGUGGCCGACGGGACACCGUGUCAAGGGACUACGCAUCGCUCCGUUUGUUCCAGUGGCGUCUGCCAGGCGGUGGGCUGUGAUGACGUGAUUGGCUCGUCACUUCGGAUGGAUGGUUGUGGAAUCUGUGGAGGAAGAGGGGAUACCUGUGAAACAUCACAUUUUGACUGGCGGGACUCGGGCGAGUUCUCGCCAUGCCCACAAGAUUGUCAACAGGCCGCUAAACUGGCACAACUACAUGGAGGGGCAUAUGAUACGCCCGGCUCCGAGUCGUGCGUCUCGAAAUGGUGUGGAACAUGGGAUACCGGGCCGUGGACUUCCUGUUCGGCUUCCUGCGGCACUGGGACACGAUCGAGGGUGGUGACCUGCGUUGGAGGGACCGAUUGUGACAAGGUCAAGAAACCACAGGUUCACCAGAGCUGCUACGCCGGAAUUCCGUGCAACGUGAUCCCGCCACAAGCCCUCCAAGCCGCCGACAACCCGGCAGGACCAACCGAGCAGCCUGGCAGCCUCGACUGGCCGGAGCGACGACUUCUAGACGGACAGAGCUGGAGUGGCCAAGAUGCGGCCGGUGCGGCGACACCUAGGAUCGUGACCGGAGCGUGGGGCAGCUGUUCAGCUUCUUGCGGCCCGGGCGUAUCGUCACGAAAAGCUGAAUGUGUCGCCCUGCACCCAAUGACACGCAAUAUCAUCCAACUGCCCGACAGCGAAUGUUCCGCACUUCCCCAGCCCCCGCUAUUCCAGCCUUGCGAAGAACGACCUUGCCCGUUACAGGAAGAGCCAAAAGAUGCGAAAGACAACUCGCCGUAUCGCUGGGAACACGGAGAAUAUGGACAAUGCUCGGCCAGCUGCCUUGGAGGGAAACAAAAAGCCGUAUUGAUGUGCGUGGAGGUGGCGACAAACCGUCCGGUGUCGUGGUCGCACUGUGAUGCCAGGCGAACCCCUCCAGAACGUGUGAAAACCUGCAACACACAGCCUUGUCCGGCAACUUGGCAGGCGGGCCAAUUCUCGGAGUGUACGGCGACGUGUGGCGGAGGGACGAAUACGCGGAACGUCCGCUGCGUACGCCCCAUCUCAAAAUCAGGUGGAGCCGACUCGAACCUCAUCCUGCCCGACAAUCAAUGCCCACAUCCGAAGCCACCGGAAACGCAACCCUGCGCGCAAGUUGCGUGCCCCGCCGAUUGGGUCACUGGCGUGUGGUCAGAGUGCUCAUCCUCGUGUGGAAGCGGUGAGCAACGACGACGCGUCGAAUGCGAGGGCCGAGACUCGCGCGGGCGCAGCGAACGUCGAAGCGAACGCGAAUGUGCCGCGCAACGGCCCCAUCACGUCCAAAUGUGCAACCUUGGCCCCUGUGGCGAGAAACCGCAACUAAAAUCGAACCGCGUCUUCGAGCAGGCCAGCGACGAGAAGAAGCUGACGCUGGGGAUCGGGGGCGUGGCCACGCUAUAUCAAGGCACAAGUCUCAAGAUAAAAUGUCCGAGGAAGAACUUUGACAAGAAGCGAAUCUAUUGGACAAAGGAUGGCAGACGGAUCAGGAAUGAUGCUCACAUCAAAGUAUCAACAAACGGCAAUCUCCGAAUCAAACAUGCCCGUCUGGAAGACGCCGGAACCUACGAAUGCUUCACCGACAGUCUACAGGGCAACGUCACGCUCCACUUCAAAUACCACGACGAGGCAGAUAGCGUUCAAAAAGCAUUAGACAGCAAUCGCGUCGAAUCACAUCUGCACCCAAAGCAUUCACGACUCUAUAACAUCACACGUCUACAGAACCUCCUGACAGAAAUCUCGGACGCCGAAGAGCUGCUGAAAGAGCUGAAACCAUUCCACUCGCUUUUCAAGGUCCAUUAUGAUAUCGGAGCGUGGAGUGACUGCAAGCAGAAGGCCUGUGGGGUACAUGGCUUCCAGGUGCGCGACGUGUCCUGCUUGAUGGUGAUCGAGGGCGGGACGACGAAACGCACCGAUAUCGCGGUGUGCAGCCUCCGCCCAAGCUCGAAACCUCCAAAUACAAGACCAUGCCAAAUGAUUGGAUGCCCGAAAUGGGAGACGUCUGAAUGGACUGAGUGCGCGCUGUCACGCUGCGUGCGCGACGGUGUGGCCCAACAGCGCCGUAUCCUGCGUUGUUUGGCGCAAAACGGCACCGAGGUCGACGUCGACCAGUGCGACCGGUCGAAUCGCCCGAAGCCGAAGAAGGACUGCGAGAACGCGAAAUGCAAAGCCGAGUGGCGGGCCAGCGAGUGGGGCACGUGUACGCAGAGUUGUGGAAAUGGAGGCGUACAGCUGCGUAUGCUUCAAUGCGUGUGGACUGUUUCCGGAAAAGCGGCCGGCCGCUCUUGUGAGGGCGUCAGAAGACCAGCAGCCGCCAGACCUUGCCCCCAGGCCGGCCAACUACCCACCUGCCCAGCCGAACCACCCACCGCCCUGCCGCUAAAAGAUGCCUCGUGCGAGGACCUGUCCCGUUUUUGUGACAUCAUCAAGCUAUUCCACUCAUGCGAUUCUGAGGAAGUACGGCGACGCUGCUGCGCUUCGUGCACCAGAUACGAUUUCCGGCGGCGAACC